Molecule: messenger RNA, 2342 nt
Organism: Scatophagus argus
Lineage: Eukaryota; Metazoa; Chordata; Actinopteri; Scatophagidae
Gene: gcna
Product: germ cell nuclear acidic peptidase
Exons: 13
Coding region: 170-1954 (594 amino acids)
Cellular component (GO): nucleus
Source: RefSeq, a predicted model, not a curated record
UGUGGGCGGGGACAGAAUGUCACAUGUCAUUCGAAAGACGCUCCGAUUGGUCGAGUAUUUUGUGACAACUUCCGGCGUAAUGGAGCGCAAGAUUUGAAUUUGCUUUUGUUUGGCUUCGUCUGUAACUCUGUUUUUACAAGAAGAGAAGCGUGUUUGAGCAGAGGGAACUAUGAAUGCUGAUACCUGCAAAUUAUUUGAAAGAGUUGCUCAAAAGAUGGGAUGGGCCGAUGAAGGAGGACUGGACAGAGCAGAAAAAAAGCUGCUAAGCUCAAUCGGCAAGCAUCGUCAUGCUGCCACAAGUGCUCAUCGAUCUGUGGAUCCAUCAGCCUCAGCCGUUCAACUAUCUGACAGUGAAGAUGAUCCAGACAAGGAGAACCAGAUCUCAAGGGGCAACAAUUACAGAAACACAUCUUUGAUUGAGUCUAGUGAUGAUGACUUUGAUCAAUUUCUUGUGGGAAAGGCCACACCGAAAGCUAAACCUACACCACUGACACCGUGCAGUGCUGCAGAGAAAGGCAGUUCGAAUGUACUUGUGAUGAGCUCGGACGAUGAUGGCAGUUUUGAGACAUUUCUACAACGAGUGAAAACACCUAUUGCUAAGCCUAAGAAAACAUCAGAGAGUGGGAGUGGAGAUAGCCUCAAAAAUUUCAUAGUGGAUGACUGCUCAUCAGACGAUGACUUUGACACAAAAUCAUCCUUUAAAGUGGCUACGAAGCGCACUACUCCAGCAGCCCAGCAUCCACAGAGGAGACCGCUGUCUCAGUGUGACUCCCCGGUCUUUAUUAGUGACAGUGAUGAUGAUGAUAAUAUUGUGGUCAAGAGCACUUGGAGAACUCGUCACUCAAAGCCCCUGCCAAAGGCUAAAAUCAAUAGUGGUGUGCUGGGUUACGAGGAGGAUGGCUCGCCAUCACUGCCUUUCUCUUCUUCUCUGACAUCGCUGGCCUCUCCCAAGCGCACUUUAUCAGCACCUUCUAAGCUGGAUGAAUCUGCCAGUUCUGAGGAGGAGUUCACAUCCUUACUGGACAGACUGAAAAAGAAAAACAAGUUCACUGGCACUUCAUUCUCACCCAAGAACACGCACGAAUGUAUUAAGGACCCUCCUGUGUCAGUCCCUCUUGUUAAAGGAUUUAAAAAACCAGCCCCUAAAUCAUUAGGGGAAACCUCUCUGCAGGUUAAGACACCAGGAAAAUCCACAUUCUUGAAGCCUACAGUCAGUCAGACGGAGCCCAGACACGGCCCCACCAGCAGGGUAGCAUUGUGUAAGACCCCAGGGUGCUUUUUGCAGUCCUUAUCAAACUCUGGCACCUGUUUUAAGCAGAAAAAAGAAGAGCUCACCCGCAAGCUCUACCAGCUGUACAACACCAGCGUGUUUGAUGGCAAGCUCCCUGUCAAUAUGUCUGUGACUUGGAAUAAGAAGAUGAGGAAAACUGCUGGGUACUGUGUCACAGGGCAGGAACGAGGGGGAGGGAGCCGCUAUGCCCGCAUUGAACUGUCAGAGAAAGUCUGUGAUUGUGCAGAUCGUCUCAGGGACACUCUGAUUCAUGAGAUGUGUCACGCUGCAACUUGGCUUAUUAAUGGUGUAAGGGACGGCCAUGGGAACUUCUGGAAGCUGUAUGCUCGCAAGGCCACGGUGGUUCAUCCUGAGCUGCCAAUGGUCACUCGCUGCCACAGUUAUGACAUCAAGUACAAAUUCCAGUAUCAGUGCACCCGCUGCCAGAAUAUGAUUGGACGUCAUUCCAAGUCACUUGACACACAGAGGUUUGUGUGCGCCCUCUGCACAGGACAACUGGUCUUGCUGACGCCCUCCAAGCCCCGGGCUCCCACACCUUUUGCCAACUUUGUCAAAGAGAACUAUGGGACUGUACGACAGGAGCUUGCAGGACAAAGCCAUGCGGAAGUGAUGCGUAAACUCAGUGCCGACUUUGCCUCUAAAACUAAACUCAGUCAAAGCUGAGAUCUUGGCGUUCACUGUACUUCGGGCCAUGGACUGAACUGCACAACCACAGGAAACCUUUUGAAAUAUUGAAAUACCACUGUUGACCAGUCUUACAAUUGAGCAGCUGUGAUCAUUGGAUCUGCUUUAACUGGAAAAACUGAGCCAAAACAGCAAGUUUGUGUGUGUGUGUGUGUGUGUGGAUAGUCGGUGUUGUACAAUGAAUUAUUUCACACUGUCUGUCUUUCCUGUUAUUUAAAACAUACUGGAGAUCAGUUUCUUAAGCAGUUAACAUUGUAUAAUACCAAUGUAAAAGUACGAAUAGAUGCAUAUGUAUGUGUUUUUAUAUUUGGCUGUUUUGAUUUUUUUCUUAUAAAUUCUAGAAAUAAAGUUUCAAUGUGUGACUCCA